Durusdinium trenchii is the source of this 1548-nucleotide messenger RNA. Lineage: Eukaryota; Dinophyceae; Suessiales; Symbiodiniaceae. The record is from the annotation of a GenBank genome assembly.
AUGGAGCCUUGGCGACUGGGCUCAGCAGCGGCAAGCGCAAGCGGCGCAAGCAGCAUUGCGUCAAUGGCGUCGAUUGCUUCGGUGGACAGUGCUCUUGGGACUCACUACCGCGAGCCAAUAGAUUCCUCGCAUUUGGCAGAGGACUCGUCAAAUUUGUCAUGGUGCAGUGCGCAGCUUGCACCAGAGCUGGCUGAUAGUGCCCGAAAGGCCUGGGCAGUCGAGCUUGGAGAAAUUAGAGAACUAGAAAGAGAAAGUCAAGGAGAAUUUGGAGAUCCUUUAGACUUGGAAGCGUUCGUUCUGUCAGAAAGUCGUUCAAGUCCGACAGAGCUCCUUCCCUUUGGGCUUUUAGAUUCACCUUUGAACAGCCCCAGCUCCCGCAAUGAGUCAAGUGAGCUGAAGACAUCGAAGACUCCGAUUCUCGAAUGCACUGAGCAGAAGCCGCGUCAAGAGAAGCGGGGAUUGCCCAGGGAAUACCAUCAUAGCCGGGUGCCGAAGAAUGUCAAUUUGCAGGAGGAGUAUGAAAGUCAUCCGGGUAGGGAGAUCACCACCUUGAUGACCCUUGAGCUUAUUGCUGAGCUGGAAGAUUUGGGCUUUGCUGGUAGCUUCAAUUUCUUGUACAUUCCUCUCGACAAAGGAACUAUGUCAAACGUGGGCUAUGCAUUUGUGAACUUUGUGAACACGGACUGGGCCAACCGGUGCAUUUUGACCUUUCAGGGGUACCGCUUCAAACGACAUCGCAAGUCUUCUGGGAAGAUUGCAGCGAUCUCUACUGCACACCUUCAAGGUCUCGAGGCCAACUUGGCGCACUAUGAGAAAUCAGCUGUGAACACUGCGAAGCUGAAGCACCGCCGGUUGCAGCCCAAGCAGAGCCCAAAGCUUGGCCAUGAGACUGCUUUGGUCUACAUGGAGGGCUUCAGAGAUGGUGGCUUCGUUGAGACACCACAGCUUACACAGCUCAGUGGCCAGCAGCAUGACCUUGAGCUCCGCUGCCCAGAGAGCUUGGCAGAUUCGCCCCUGGGGUCCCUGGCCUCUGAAGGCUCCCAGAUUUUGCUCUCAAAUCUCCGGACGCUGAUGUCCUUACUGUACGUCGACUACGACUGCACUCAUUUGUAUCCGACUGACUUUGAGCGCUGCACUGACAAGCAUGCGGUGGUUACCUCCAUAAAUCAUAGCCUUGUACAGAUCGUGGACCGUGUCCACAGUGGCUUUCUUGCUGAAUUCUGGCAGGCAGUGCAAGAAGCGAUAGACAUCAUCGGAUGUGAAGUGUUCGCUUUCCGACCGUCUACAAGCUUUGAACCUACAGAACAUGCACUCAUGUCUUUCCAUUACUUCUUCGCUGACCUACAGAAAAGUCGCAUUCUUUUCAUAGGCAGUGUCACGAAGAGUCGGCGGAGCGCCCGUGGAGGUCCCGACUCCGACAGUGACGUGCAGCUGUCUCAGGACUCUGCCUCCGAAGACUCCAAGGGACGCAGCAGUGAGAUGGGCUCCAGCCUACAGGAGGGCGAGUUUGCGUUCAGUGAUGGCAGCGAUGAUGCGAUGCAACCAUGA